AUGCGUUAUGGGAUGAAGGUUCUGGCCUGGGUUGAUAUCUUCAUAGUGGAGGGAGGAAUAUGGUGGUCAGACAGAACAAAUGGAGUAAAUGGUAAAACCAAACCAGUGAAAAGUGAGGGAAAGUUUAUCUCACAGAUCAAGAAAAAUUUGACCCAGGGCAGAGAAUCCGAGGGAGAUCAAGAGAACAGCCAGUCUGGAAAUUCCAAGAAUCGUUCCACCAAAAAUUCAGAAAAGGCAAAGCCUGUCAGCCCUUCUGUAUUUAGUCGGCUCAGUGAACCAACGAUCAGUAGUGCCAAGAAAUCUGUCAAAUCUGUUGAUGCUAUUAAACCAAACUUGUCAAAGGGAGGUAAAUCUAACUCUGUGAAUGGCAAGGAUAAUCCGAAACCCUUAACAACCAAAGAAAAUGUGGUUACCAAGAAACAACCACCACCUGUAGCUGAGAAGCCAAAGAAAAGUACAGAGAAAGAAGUACUUGUUGAAGGUAAGGAGGAGACAAAAAAAGAUUCAGGCGACAAAUUUGAGCAAGAAAAGAUCAAAGAAGAAGAGGCACGAACAGACAACAACACAAACGCAGCCGAGGUAGAAUAUCCAGAAACUCUUGAAUUUAAUCGUGAGCAAUCACAAGAAGAGGAGGAAAAAGCUAAUCUAGAAAGCCCGAGUUCUGAGAGGAGCAGAAGAAAAUUUUCUGAAGAAUUAGGCGACCCCUCCUCAAACGAGUACCUUACUCUGAAACAGAAAUUCUUUGAGAAUCAGGAGACAACUUUCUGCACCUUAGACAUUGACAGUGAAAUGGCUACAGCAGCAGUAGAUCCCCCGGAGGAGGAAGGAGUUAUACAACCUUCAACAGAAUGCAUUGUCAUCUCAGAAAACAAGGUCAAGUACAUCAACACUCACUUCAAGAAAGUCUCCGCCAAGAUGUACGACUACAAGUGCGACAUCAAACUCACGGUCGGAGAUCAGAAUUUCAAAGCACAUCGAGAUGUACUGUCUGAUGCCAGUGAUUACUUCUCCGCUAUGUUUUCACACAAUAUGAAGGAGAAAGGGCAGGAUGCGAUAGAGCUGAAGGAUAUUAGCCCAAAAGGUUUUUCUGCGAUGUUGGAUUAUUUUUAUCAUGGUCAUGUGACUCUGGAGCCAUCGAAGGUGGAGGAGGUGAUAGAGGGUGCUCGGUUCUUCCACGUUGAUUGGCUUCUGGAGGUCUGUUGUGAGUUCCUGAUCCAGCACCUCAGUUUAGACAACUACAACGCAGUGAUGGAAAUCACAGAUAAGUACUAUCUGGGGGAUCUUCGAUGGGAUAUUUUCCGAUUCAUUGGCCAAAAUCUAGCUGAACUGAUUGCACAACCAAGCUUCUUUGAAAAUCUCUCUGUAGAUCUUUUGCUGCAGUUUCUAAUGGAGAACAUUUAUUCUGAAGCAUCCGAGUUCUUCCUUGUUGAUGUUGUGUUAAAUUGGGUGAAAACCGAAGAGAACGGUCGGAGAGAGCAUCUUCUGUCUCUUCUACGACAGAUCAGAUUUCAUACCAUGGAAACCGAUGAACUUGAGUCUCUUCCACCUGAGGUACUGGAGUUUCCAGAAAUUCGGGAAAAAGUCGAGGAUGCCAUGAAUUACAGUCUAAAUAUCAUGGGCCAGUGUCUGAAAUUCGGGGAUAUGUACAAGCAGAGAGGAGCACGACCCGUGGUAACAAUUCUCUCAUUCACUGACGAGGGAAACUUCUUGGUGUACCGAGACCCUACUAAGUUUGGACUCUUUGUGGAGGAACUGGGGCCUUGUGGCUUGGACACGGCAGCCUAUCAAGCCAUGGGUCAAGCAAAGAUUGGAAACUUCUUGUAUGCAGCCGGUGGAUAUGAUGAGAAGUAUUGCACUGUUAGUAGGGUCUUUGUGUUUGAUCCGAAAUACCGAGGCUGGACAGAAAUAGCAUCGAUGAAUGAGCCUAGAGUAUCAUUUGCGAUGUGUAACUCUGACAAUAGACUGUUUGUGGUAGGUGGUGUGAAUCAUACAAUGGAUGAGGAGACAAAAGACGAGCAAGAACAAGUCCUUGGAUCAGUAGAAAUUUACAACCCAGAGGAAAAUAUCUGGACUCAUCUCCAACCAAUGCCAAUAAAGUCUUCUGACCAGGCUGCUGUUUUUGCCAAUGGCUGCCUCUAUGUCACUGGUGGUAUAAGCUCCGAGCCAGAUGACCCGGUGCCUCUCAACUCCAUGUGGUGCUUAAAGGUGGAUGGGUCAGACGGUUGGGUCCCCAAAGCUAACAUGCUCAGUGGUCGACAGGGCCACAGCAUCACGGUUUUUAAUGGAAAAUUCUACACAAUGGGUGGGUAUACUGCGAAGGAAGAUCGCAUCACAUUUAAGAAUCAGCUGAACUGUGAAGUCUAUGACCUGGAGACUGGACAAUGGUCAGAAAUAGCCCCCACUCCCGAGGCCUUCGGACACCUCUUUCCCUAUAGUGGUACGUUGUUUGAGAAGAUUUUUGUGAUGGGGGUAAUACAUACCAGUGUCAACCUGUACAUCUACGACCCAGAAAGUGACACCUGGGAAGAAGCAGACGUGAUUGGACCUCAUGUACAAAAACUCGCCAUCCUGGACGUUGCUUAUCCGUACACUUAACUGUAGCGCAUUGCAUCAGAUCUAAAUUUGUUGUUGUCUGUUUUGUAUACAUGCAUGUAUCAGAGAUAUGACAUUAUAAUUCCUGAGCACUUGUUCUGUGGCUUGUAGUUAUGCAUUUCCUGACCAGUGCAACGCUUGUCCAAGAAAACAUUAUAACCAUGUUUCUGGUAUUUAUUACGCUGUUUAAUUAAAGAAACCAUGACUUAAUUUUGUGUGGUGGUUGGAGACAUGUACCAGUAAUCGUUACGAAUGUGGAAGCUGCUGUUGCAGCAUCGUCACAAGCCACGCCCAUUGUCUCCGUUUACGUCGGACUCGGUAACCGUGGCCAGCGACGAUGCUGUUACAGUUCAAGGUUCACUGCAGUGAAAAUAUGCGUAGAUGUUUUCUUUAAUAUAUUUAUGAUGUAUGCUUUUGGAUCUCAUUAUGAAAGUGAUUGUAUUCACAAUAUUUGGUUGUCUUUACUUAAUACAGUUGUUUACAUACGAUGUAAUAAUUAUGUGUUAGUGUAUGCAUCUUUUGGCAUUUUAUAAAAGUGCACUUUCUUGCCACUUGGUAAUCACGUGUAAAUCACGAUUCACAUGAUUUUCAUUUGCAGUAAGUGAGUUCUGUUCAGUUGACGGUUGUGAAUUUUUUCACGAUUCAUAUGAUUUUCAUUUGCAGUAAGUGAGUUUUGUACAGUUGACGGUUGUGAAUUUUUUCAUGAUUACAUGUAAUUUCAUUUGCAGUAAGUGAGUUAUGUGCAGUUGAUGGUUGUGAAUUUUUUCAUGUAAUUUCCCUUUGGUGUAUGUUGCAUUUUUUUUUUGUUUCAGUAAAUUUUUCAUAUUUAUAUAUUUUUAUCAUGCUAGCUGAAGCAUAAUUAUUUGGGAGAUACUCCUCGGUCGUAGGUACAUAUAGUGACAAUUAACGUAUCAUUGCAAUAUUAGCUGCAUCAUCCGAUCUUAUUCCUGGGGAAACUCAUGGGUACCAGUGAAAUUUACACGGUUGUACAGUAAAACAUAGUAAACCGCUAACAUGCUUCUAAUGAAUUCACCCUUACAGCGAAGUGAUUUUCAUUCCCCGUAGUUUUGUAACAGGAACUUAUUAAAUAUAACGAAUCAAUUUGUUCAUCCCCAUCACUUUGCUAUAAACAUGUUCGUACAUCCAGUCACUUUUUGUUUCUAAUAGAAUAUAUUUUAUUGCAGCUGUAGAAAUAUUAAUUGGUGUUCAUUGAUUCUUUUUUUUAUCAAAUGGUAGGUACUGUGAUGACCUACCUGUUCAUUGAGUUGUUUUUAUUUAAUAACUUGGGGAUUUUUAUCAGUGAUUGUAUUUACUCCCAAUAGAAAUGUCCUGCUGUUGUAGCGUGUUAGAACCAGUCUACUAUAACUAUGUUUAUAGUGGCAUGAAAGGUUGUAAUCAUUUUGUUUUUCUUUAUUGCACAAUCACAGAGCAGCUUCUGUUGUAAGACGUUCUAUUUAUACAAUGUAUAUUUCUAUUUUAUUUACAUUCCAGACACAUCGUUCCAAGCUUUAGAAAAUACAAAUUCAAACAUGAAUGGACUCUACAUUCCGUCUGUCAUUGCCAUGAUGUCUUUCGAAAACCAAAAUUUUUAAACAGAAAACUAACUCAGUUUUGUAUACAUGCACUUCCAGAUUAAUAUAUCUGUUUUUUUCUUACAUGUACAUGUAUAUUGCUAUGUAUUCUGUUGCAAUUGAAAAUAAGAAUCUCCACCACUGAUUCAAAUAAAGCUUUCUAAAUCUAA
Ostrea edulis (European flat oyster) is the source of this 4333-nucleotide messenger RNA. Its product is annotated as kelch-like protein 15. The transcript is spliced from 2 exons. The record is from RefSeq and is a predicted model, not a curated record. Lineage: Eukaryota; Metazoa; Mollusca; Bivalvia; Ostreida; Ostreidae. Bases 1 to 2595 code for a protein of 864 amino acids. Gene Ontology annotation, molecular function: protein binding.